AUGGAAAAGAAAAAUCACACCAAUAUCUCUGAAUUUCUCCUCCUGGGCUUCUCAAGUUGGCAACAACAGCAGGUACUACUCUUUGUACUUUUCCUGUGUCUCUAUUUAACAGGGCUGUUUGGAAACUUACUCAUCUUGCUGGCCAUUGGCUCAGAUCAUUGCCUCCACACACCCAUGUAUUUCUUCGUUGCCAAUCUGUCCUAGGUAGACCUCUGCCUUCCCUCAGCCACAGUCCCCAAGAUGCUACUGAACAUCCAAACCCAAACUCAAACCAUCUCCUAUCCCGGCUGCCUGGCUCAGAUGUAUUUCUCUAUGAUGUUUGCCAACAUGGACAAUUUUCUUCUCACCGUGAUGGCAUAUGACCGUUAUGUGGCCAUCUGUCACCCUUUACAUUACUCCACCAUUAUGGCCCCGCGCCUCUGUGCCUCUCUGGUAGCCGUACCUUGGGUCAUUGCCAUUUUGAACCCUCUCUUGCACACUCUUAUGAUGGCCCAUCUGCACUUCUGCUCUGAUAAUGUUAUCCACCAUUUCUUCUGUGAUAUCAACUCUCUCCUCCCUCUGUCCUGUUCUGACACCAGUCUUAAUCAGUUGAGUGUUCUGGCUACGGUGGGGCUGAUCUUUGUGGUUCCUUCAGUGUGUAUCCUGGUAUCCUAUAUCCUCAUUGUUUCUGCUGUGAUGAAAGUCCCUUCUGCCCAAGGAAAACUCAAAGCUUUCUCUACCUGUGGAUCUCACCUUGCCUUGGUCAUUCUUUUCUAUGGAGCAAUCACAGGGGUCUACAUGAGCCCCUUAUCCAAUCACUCUGCUGAAAAAGACUCAGCUGCAUCAGUCAUUUUUAUGGUUGUAGCGCCUGUAUUGAAUCCAUUCAUUUACAGUUUAAGAAACAAUGAACUGAAGGGGACUUUAAAAAAGACCCUAAGCUACAGAAAAAUCUUCUCCUAG
Molecule: messenger RNA, 939 nt
Organism: Chlorocebus sabaeus (green monkey)
Lineage: Eukaryota; Metazoa; Chordata; Mammalia; Primates; Cercopithecidae
Product: putative olfactory receptor 1F12P
Biological process (GO): G protein-coupled receptor signaling pathway
Cellular component (GO): membrane
Molecular function (GO): G protein-coupled receptor activity; olfactory receptor activity
Source: RefSeq, a predicted model, not a curated record